GAGUUCCCGCUCCGCCACCUCCACCCAAGACACGCUUAUUUGCGCGAGCAAUACCAACCCCUAUGCCUGUUCCGAAUCAGCCCGACGUGAAUGAUAAUCUGCUCGCUCCAUACCCUCCACCCAAUACGCGCUAA
Racocetra persica is the source of this 134-nucleotide messenger RNA. The record is from the annotation of a GenBank genome assembly. Lineage: Eukaryota; Fungi; Glomeromycota; Glomeromycetes; Diversisporales; Gigasporaceae.